Messenger RNA from Ornithorhynchus anatinus (platypus), 352 nucleotides. RefSeq names its product translocase of inner mitochondrial membrane 8 homolog B (gene TIMM8B). The coding region runs from base 33 to 281 and encodes 82 amino acids. The record is from RefSeq and is a predicted model, not a curated record. Lineage: Eukaryota; Metazoa; Chordata; Mammalia; Monotremata; Ornithorhynchidae. The transcript has 2 exons.
CGGGCGGGCGGGCGGGCACGCGCGCGCGGGCCAUGGGCGAGGCGGAGGCGCCCGAGGCCGAGCUGCAGCGCCUGAUGGCGGCCGAGCAGCAGAAGGCGAGGUUCACUGCGCAGGUCCACCACUUCAUGGAGCUGUGCUGGGACAAGUGCGUGGAGAAGCCGGGAAACCGGCUGGACUCUCGCGCGGAGGGCUGCCUCGCCAGCUGCGUGGACCGCUUCGUCGACACCACGCUGGCCGUCACCGGACGCUUCGCCCAGCUCAUGCAGAAGGGCGGCCACUGAGCCGCCACCCCUCCCUCCGGAGGCCGCCGACGGACGAGACGCAUUCAAAAUAGAAAGUUAUUUAUUCGGAA